AUGGACGCUAGGCGUAGUCUCACCUGCAAGCAAGUGAGCGACCACUACGACCAUCACCUGAACCCACCCCUGACACCCCUACACCCCCGCGUCGGCCCAGACCAUACUGCCAGGAGAGGAGUGCUGGGUCCCCACGGUCUCCGCGGCUCAAACGACAAUGGUCUGCUGCUUCUCCGCACCUGCGCAGAACACCGCCUCAUCCUGACGAACACCUUCUUCUGUCUGCCGAAGCGAGAUAAUGCCACCUGUAGGCAUCCUCGGUCGCGCGAGUGGCACCUGCUGGACUAUGUCCUCGUCCGGAGGCGAGAUCAGCGGGACGUGCUGGUGAAAAAAGCGAUCGCGGGCGCUGAGGGGUGGACCGACCAUCGCCUCGUCAUGUCGAAGAUGCGUAUUCGCCUACAGCCUCGCAGGAGACCACAAAGUAAGCGACCCCCAGGUAAGCUGAAUGUUGCCUUGUUGUCUUUGCCCACUCACCAUCUUCAUUUCAGCAAUGAGCUAGCUCAACGGCUAGACAACCUUUCUAUCGCUGCCGCCGCCCUCGACGCCGCCGCUGCCGAGAACGCCUCCGUGGAGAACCGCCGGUGUCAACUGCGAGACACGGUCCAGUCGACCGUGUUCGCCGUCCUCGGUCGCGCUCCCCGUCAACACCAGGACUAG
Messenger RNA from Spirometra erinaceieuropaei, 657 nucleotides. The record is from the annotation of a GenBank genome assembly. Lineage: Eukaryota; Metazoa; Platyhelminthes; Cestoda; Diphyllobothriidea; Diphyllobothriidae.